This is a messenger RNA of Mastomys coucha (southern multimammate mouse), 3138 nucleotides long. Its product is annotated as acyl-coenzyme A thioesterase 3. The transcript has 3 exons. Gene Ontology annotation, molecular function: fatty acyl-CoA hydrolase activity. The record is from RefSeq and is a predicted model, not a curated record. Gene Ontology annotation, biological process: acyl-CoA metabolic process; fatty acid metabolic process. Bases 88 to 1380 code for a protein of 430 amino acids. NCBI's taxonomy places the organism in Eukaryota, Metazoa, Chordata, Mammalia, Rodentia, Muridae.
UCCAAGAGAACUCGGAACAGUUUAAGCUGUAACAGCAACUCCAGGGAGGCCUAAAAGCCACAAGUCAGAGAGCCACGAUCUGAAGCAAUGCAAGCAUUUACCACCGAGAACCGGAUGGCACCUACGGUGAUCCUGGAGCCCGCAGGUGGCUGCCUUUGUGACCAGCCGGUGCACAUCGCCGUGCGCGGCCUGGCCCCCGAGCAGUCCAUUACGCUGCGCUCUACCCUGCGGGACGAGAAGGGCGCGCUCCUCCGAGCCCACGCGCGCUACCGCGCCGACGCCCACGGAGAGCUCGACCUGGCGCGCGCGCCCGCACUGGGCGGCAGCUUCGUGGGAAUCGAGCCCAUGGGGCUGCUCUGGGCCAUGGAGCCCGAACGGCCUCUAUGGCGCCUGAUCAAGCGCGACGUGCAGACGCCCUUCGUGGUGGAGCUUGAGGUGCUGGACGGACACGAGCCCGACGGCGGACGGCUGCUGGCCCGGGCGGUGCACGAGCGUCACUUCAUGGCUGCCGGGGUGCGGCGCGUGCCCGUGCGCGAGGGCCGGGUGCGCGCCACGCUCUUCCUGCCCCCAGGCACGGGGCCCUUUCCUGGAAUCAUAGACCUUUUUGGAGUUGGAGGUGGCCUUCUGGAGUAUCGGGCGAGUCUGCUGGCUGGGAAGGGCUUUGCUGUCAUGGCUCUGGCUUAUUAUAACUAUGACGACCUCCCGAAGGACAUGGACGUUAUCCACCUGGAGUACUUUGAGGAAGCUGUGACCUAUCUGCUUCGGCAUCCUCAGGUAAAAGGUCCAGGAGUUGGGGUGCUUGGUAUUUCCAAAGGGGGUGAACUUGGCGUUGCCAUGGCCUCCUUCCUGAAAACUAUCACAGCCGCUGUCAUCAUCAAUGGCUCCAUAGCCAACGUUGGUGGAACCUUACGGUACAAGGAUGAGACCGUGCUCCCCUUGGGCAUGAACACCAAGCGAGUCAAGAGGACCAAAGAUGGCCUCAAGGAUAUUGUGGAUGCACUGAACAAUCCUUUGGAAGGACCUGACCAGAAGAGCUUGAUUCCCGUGGAAAGGUCUGACACGACCUUCUUGUUCCUUGUAGGUCAGGAUGAUCACAAUUGGAAGAGCGAGUUCUAUGCCAAUGAGAUCUCCAAACGCCUGCAGGCCCAUGGGAAGGAGAAGCCGCAGAUCAUCUGCUACCCAGAGACAGGCCACUAUAUUGAGCCCCCUUACUUCCCACUGUGUAAGGCUUCCCUGCACACCCUGGUGGGUGGUCCUGUCAUCUGGGGAGGGGAGCCCAGGGCUCAUGCCAUGGCCCAGGUGGAUGCUUGGCAGCAACUCCAGACUUUUUUCCACAAUCAUUUGGAUGGUGAAAAGAAGACGAUCCCAGCAAAACUGUGAUUUUUAUUUAAGUUUUAUUUUAUUUAAGAUCUCUGAUGCUUCUCUCUCCUGGGAAACCCUCCUCUCUCUCUUUCUCUCUCUCUCUCUUUCUCUCUCUCUCUCUUUUCUCUCUUUUUCUCUCUCCCUCUCCCUCUCUCUUUCUCUUUCUCUGUGUGUGUGUGUGUUUCUCUUUUACAUCAAUGUAGAGUCUUCCCCUCCUCCAACUUAUUUGUAGCUGCAGGCCUUAUUGAUAAGUUUUGGAGGGGAGUGAUUAUACAGAAUAAGGCAUUGUAGAAGCUGAUCUCUUGCCAGGGCUCAGCCUGCUGGCCUGAUGUAACACUAAAAGAAAGACCAAGUCACUGCUACAUCCCUGGAGUUCAGGGCUUACUUGCUAAAUGGCUGGCUAAAAACAAAUGAUUACCUGCUGUUUAAAUAAACAUCAACAGGAACUGGAUAUAGCCCAGCAGUUAAGGGCAUACACUGCUCCUGUAGGACCCAAAUUUGGUUCCCAGCACCAGAACCAAGCAGCUCACAACUGACUGUAACUCCAGCUCUGAGAGAUGCAGAGCUCUCAUCUGAUCUUCUCGGGCGCCCAUACACACAUGUUCAUACCCACACACGCACACAUACACAUGAAUAAAAAUACAUGGUUUGAAAGAAUAAAUAUUUGCGAGAUGGUGACACACACCUUUCAUUUGGGCAGAUCUCUGCAAGUUGGAGGUCAACCUUGUCUACAGAGGAAGAUCCAGGACAGUGAGGGUUACACAGAGAGCAAAGAAACCCUGUCUGAAAAACAAACAAAAUCAUAAGCAAUGGCCCUUCUCUAUGGGCUCUAUCCUGUGGAUUCCACUGGCUGUAGAUUUAUAUAUAUAGACUUUUACACGCUAUCACCACUACACCGCAGUUACUCGGAGAGCAUUUAUGCUGUAGUUCACAUUCUAAGUAGUCUACAAGUGACUUAAAGGAUGUAUGCAUAUUGUCUGGGAAUACUGUUCUAUCUGAGACAUGUCGGCCACUGCAGAUUUGCCAUCUGUAGCAAAUACUCAUGAUUACCAGUGGGCAACUCUAAUAUCAAACUUGCUGUGACCUUAUUUGGAGAUGAGUUUCUUAUUUGGAGAUGGAGUUACCAUCUUAGCCACCAACUAAUAAGAGCCAAAAAAUAUCAAAUUUCAAAGGAACUUCGGUGCCAUGCACCACCACUGCCCCGCAUUUUCAGCUGCUUGAUUGGAGCAUUUCCUUAUGAACAACCCACUGCCUACUUCUAGCUGCACAACUAACAAGGAACCCUGUAAUACUGAACCAGGGAGAUGCUCUGCAGCUGCUGAUCUUACUGCUACUGGAAUGCACCAUUGUGCUGCCAAACCUAGAUAGCAAAAUAUAUGAAAACCUUGCCUUUACCUUGGCCAAAAGCCCUAUGUGUAGAAUUGACGAGCUAAGGGCCACCCUUUGAAUGAGGUAAGCUCACCAAUCAAAAUAGUCACUGGAUUCCCCCACACAUUUGCUUCAGUUUUCAUCUACCUCAGAUUAACAAAGGAAAUAUGCUUCAGUGUUAUGAAGGUGUAAUUAAGAUUAUAGGCAAAGAAUACCAGGAUGCAAUGUAUUGGAGCUAAGCACUGAGCUCACUUGAGACUGAAAAGGCGGGUAGGUGUUAAAAAGCAGCAUGUUAUGAGACCUGCCUUAAAUAAAAAAUAAAUAAAUAAAUAAAUGGUUUACAUCCUUCAAAAGGUUAGAUUAUAGGACAAAUUAAUAUAUUAAAAUUUGACUAUUUUGUUAGAAAUA